Molecule: messenger RNA, 1507 nt
Organism: Xenopus tropicalis (tropical clawed frog)
Lineage: Eukaryota; Metazoa; Chordata; Amphibia; Anura; Pipidae
Exons: 5
Coding region: 1-1068 (355 amino acids)
Source: RefSeq, a predicted model, not a curated record
AUGUCUAAGACAAAGAAUGGACAAUCAGAUUGCACUUCGCCACCACAGGAAACUGAACAGUUGCCUAGAGGACAAUCCACACUUCCAGAUGUCUCUUCUUCACAAAAGGGAGAUGCUGACCUUGUACAAGUCAAUGCUGGCUGCUCACUGAGCACCAAGUCCAAGUCCAAGAAAACCUCACCAACCAAGAUCUGGUCUCAGCAAGAUAUUGAUUGGGUUGACUCCAUAAUAUCAUCAGACAAGGACCUGAAAUGUUAUCCACGCCGACAUUUUGGUAAAUUAGAGAAAACCCAGAGAGAAAAGUUCAGAAAGAAAUCUAUUCCAGAUCAGUUCAUGGUGAAUAAGAAGAAAAGGGCUCAAAAGAUUAUUGAAUCAAGUAAAGGUAAUAGUACAUUUUUAACUUCUAUAUCUAAUCAAGAUGUGAUUAAGGAUUAUGAGAAAGAGAGGCGCAAGUUAAUUGGACUUGAAUUACAUGCGAUUACUCUGACUGAAUAUUAUCGGGCAAAACGUAUUCCAAGAGGUCUGCGUGUCAGUCUGCGCCCCACUAUAUUUAAUGACAAUUUAGAGUUUGCAAAGAAAUAUGAACAAAUAGUAAAUAAAUGUUCGUUUGAUAUAAUUCUAUUGAAUAUUGAGUACUUACAGAGAGAAGUUAUGGAGACAAAACAACGCCUUCAAACGAUUGAGUGUGAGUUGAAACAGCAAACUAAUACAGAGGUCUAUCAGGAACAGCUGAGACAUAUGGAGGAGAGCCUGUCUAAACAUCGUCAGUCCAUAGAGGAACGGAAGCGUUUGAAAUUCCAUAGAGAUGAGGCUGAUUACAACACUGGACGCAUCUACAGGUGGCAGCGCGAGUCAGGCACAACCUGGACACCUAGGGGUCCUAGGCGAGAGGGCCCACAGCAGGACUUGCGCUCCAUGCGUUCCACACGUCCCACGUGGUCUCCAGCAGGGGCAGGUCCAUCUCGAUCCCCACAAGGACAAGGAGGGGUGGUAGGAGACACCGGAGGGCGGAAGGACCGCAGACAGCAGCCACAACGCAGAGCACGGACUUUCAAAAAACGUUGGUAAUCAAUAUUUCAUCUCAUACCUUUACAUCAGAAGAAAUGUGUUUAUUAAGCAAAGGGCUUUCAUUUAGUCCUGUAAGGGGCUGUGAUACUUUUCAAUUGGACAUAGAUUUGGAACGGUUUUUUCGUAAUUUGAGAUUGAAAUCCUUUUUUUCACAACCUACUUUUAAGGAAUUGGAAAAAGGGGCAUGUAAUGAAAGUAAUUUACAAUUAACCCUUAAGAAGGUGGGUUUACGAAAUAAAAGUAAUUUUAUUCCCCCUACAUCAGAUCCAAUUGUAGAGACAUAUGUUAAAUUAGUUAAGUCUGAUAUAAGGGAACUUAAGUCACGGUUGAAGUUAAAACCCCUUUUGAAUACCAGACACAACUUAACCAAAAAUGAAAAGAGACAUUUGUCGGAUAUAUUAUCAUACAAACAGGUGAUUGUUAAACCUGCAGAUAAAGG